CAAGAAGAAGAAAGUAAACAGAUUGGAAACAUUGGAAUUGGUUCUUUAUUGUAAAAAUUAAUUGUGUUUUUAUUUUUGUGUUGACAGACGAACAUGGAGUAUCAGUUGAUAGAAUUAAUCAAAGCUAAUCCGAUUUUAUACGAUAGGAAAUAUCGGAAUCCCCGUUAUAGAGAAGAAAAGAUGGAGAAAUGGGCAGAAGUGGCUCUGCAGCUGAGAAGGGAUCCAAGCACAGUACGCAUUCGUUGGAAAACUCUGAGGGAUACCUACAUUAGGGAACGACAGCGAAAACAACGCGAAGAAGAAAAGGAUGAAGCUGAGCGUUCACAUUACACCUGGAAGUAUUAUCAUCAUUUACAAUUUUUAAAUAGUCAAGUCAAAGAGACACCCACAAACGUUAAAUUAAAUGAAAGUGAUACCGAAAUUUCCCAAUACAUUCAAGACGCUAAUACAUACAAUGACGAGGAGGAGGAACACGAAAUCGAAUACGAAGCAGAAAAUUUUGAUUUAAAUGAAUAUAUAAAAAAAAUUGAUAAUUCGACAGCGACGGUGACGAAUCUCAGUAAAAUUGGUACAUCGGAUGAAAUGAAUAAAAAGCGAAAAGUAGACAAAGAUGCUAUCAUAAAUGAAGCAUGUCAAGAGAUAUCGACGCUGUUAAAAAACGCAAAGCAGCGCUUUACGCCACCUUCUCCCAACCAGGUUUUCUUCAAUGCCAUGGCCUUGCAGGUGGAAGAAGCAAAACUAUCGCCCAUUGAUUUAAUGCGUCUACAACAAAGGCUUCUGGAAGUCGUUACCCAAGAGCUUGUUUUGUAUCAAGAUAAACCAUAUACUUCUUAGAUAACAAUAUAUAUAUAUUAACAUUUAUUACAUACUUUCUCUGAAUAAGUAAUCCUUUAAUAAAUCCCUACUUGCAAAAGCUUCGUUAUCCGCUGAA
Molecule: messenger RNA, 931 nt
Organism: Musca domestica (house fly)
Lineage: Eukaryota; Metazoa; Arthropoda; Insecta; Diptera; Muscidae
Exons: 3
Coding region: 94-834 (246 amino acids)
Biological process (GO): regulation of transcription by RNA polymerase II
Cellular component (GO): nucleus; transcription regulator complex
Source: RefSeq, a predicted model, not a curated record